UUUGUUUUGACUUCCAGACUGGAUGAGAGGCACCACGUGACUGUAUGUGUGUGUGUGUGUGUGUCUCUCAGCUCUUUCACGCUGAUGUGUUUAAUCUCAGUGAGUCUCUGCUUCCUGACAGUGUUGAUGUGAAUCAGUGUGUGUGUGUGUGUGUGUGUAGUGUAACAGGAGACUCUCUUUAGUCCCCUCUCUCUGUCUUUGUCUUUAUGUUCUAUAUAUAACCCUGUCAGCCCUCUGGCGCCCCCUACUCUCCUGGGGUACUAAGCAGAUGCCCUUUGAUGAGCAGUGUGUUCCUGAGAUGAGUGUCACUGUAUACAGCGGUACCUGAGUUUAAUCCGCCCCAGAGACGCAUCCUUACUGUGAAAUGUAAAUAAUGUACAUACAGAUAAUCUGUUCCAGUCUACUAAAAAAUAUCACCAGUACAGUACACCCCCCUCGACUUAGCAUCGAGUUCCGUUCCAGAAGCAUGUUUGUAAGUCAGAUUUGUUCAUAGGUCUGACAAAGGAGUCUCAACACGAAUAUGCAAUGUAAAAAAAAAAGCAAAGGCACAGAUUUGGUGUUCUGGUUCCACACAAGACGGCGCCUCCAGAUCGUGAGGGGAAUCCCAGCGACACAACAGAGUCAGCUGACCUCAUUCAAAGGAAGCGCUGUGUUUACAGGAAGCUACAGAGUGUUUACCGCGUGCCUGAACAGACAGCGUUCUGUCUCGGAGCUGUUCUCCACUGUAUUGGACUGUGUCUCCUAGAGGGUUUUACAAAAUUAGGAUUCUUCUCCAUCAGGACAAUUUUCUAUCAACAUGCUCCCAGACUGAUUGGCUGAAACCGGUGAAAUGCCGACGUGCUGGCUCGUUCCUGACGAUGAGAGACAUAAACCCAUCCAGCUCCUCCAUUAUCACACACACACUCUGGGUCGAGGUCCAGAAACCAAGAUUAAAGACCAGAAGUGCUCCAGACAGCAAGUCGAGCUGAGAGCAGAUUGUAACCGAGGAGUCGUCAGUGUGAAGCAGUUGGGCAGCAACCCUACCAGCCUGGACCAUGUGGAGGUGGGCAGGGGCAAUCAGGUGACCUUUAAACCCGGACAGAAGCUCUACAUGGUCAAUGGGCUUCACCCAUACACACUACAGUUCAGGGAGGAGACUUCUUCAUCUUCAUCAUCAUCAUCAUCACCAUCAGAAGUGAAACACAACCCGCUGAAGAGAGCGCGGCAGGAGAGAGACGCCGAUGAGGAGAGACACCAGGACGUGGAGAAGAGCUGCAGGGUCUCAGCGUCGUCCUGUUCACACACACCUGAGAAGGAACCUGCAGGUCACUGGAGUCAAGGGCUCAAAGGCUCCAUGCAGGACCCGGACAUGCAGGUGUACAAAGACGAGAAGGUGGUGGUGAUCAAGGACAAGUACCCCAAGGCCCGGUUCCACUGGCUGGUCCUGCCCUGGAGCUCCAUCUCCAACCUGAAGGCCCUGAGGUCCGAGCACGUGGAGCUGCUGAGACACAUGGAGCGCGUCGGGGAGCGCACGGCGCGGCGGUGUCCCGGGUCCGGAACGCUACGCUUCCGCCUGGGCUACCACGCCAUCCCCAGCAUGAGUCACGUCCACCUUCACGUCAUCAGUCAGGACUUUGAUUCUCCGUGUCUGAAGAACAAGAAACACUGGAACUCCUUCACCACAGAGUACUUCAUCGAAUCUCAGGACGUCAUCGGGAUGUUGGAGAGAGACGGCCGAGUGUGUGUGAGGGACGGCGCCGCCGAGCUGCUGAAGCUGCCACUGCGAUGCCAUGUCUGCCACGCCCAGUUUCCCACCAUGCCCAAGCUGAAGGAACACAUCCGAGUUCACCUGCCGUCCUGAAGACCAGACGAGACGGGGGACGCGUGGUGACGGGCGUGUCCCAGCCUGCCGCGGAGGUUCACGAGCGGGAGUGACGUUACGGGUUCGGUUCUAGAGCCGCGUGUUUAAUGUUGUGUGUUUGAGGUUGAAAUAAAAAGUUGAUA
This is a messenger RNA of Clarias gariepinus (North African catfish), 1983 nucleotides long. It is a transcript of the gene aptx, whose product is annotated as aprataxin. Gene Ontology annotation, biological process: double-strand break repair; single strand break repair. The transcript is spliced from 9 exons. Gene Ontology annotation, cellular component: nucleus. Bases 830 to 1840 code for a protein of 336 amino acids. Gene Ontology annotation, molecular function: single-strand break-containing DNA binding; protein binding; single-stranded DNA binding. NCBI's taxonomy places the organism in Eukaryota, Metazoa, Chordata, Actinopteri, Siluriformes, Clariidae. The record is from RefSeq and is a predicted model, not a curated record.